AUGAAAAACUGUUAUUUUGGUGAUAUUGUGAUUGUGUGUGUUGAUGAAGAUGGUGAUGGUGAUGAUCAUUAUUCGGAGGCUGGAUAUGAAUUAUUACAAAACCACUUAGAUAGUGUAGCAUGGGAAAGAGUGGAGAGGAAUGAAAAGAUUUAUGAUCAUAUGGAGAGUCUAAUGAAACCCUAUAUUUGGUCAGGUUUGGAAUAUAUUGAGAAAAAUCCAUUUCCAGACAAUGAUUGUAAAUUGGUGUUUUAUAGAGUGUUGAAGAAAUUUGGAGAGUUAUUGGAAAUGGCUUCAGAUGCUAUCAAGUGUGAUGAACGGUUGGUUCUUAAGGCUGUUAAAAGUAAACCUUCCUCUUUGCAAUUUGCAAGUUUGGAAUUGAGAUCAAACAGAGAGUUUGCAUUGAAAGUUGUUUCGUUUAAGACUCUUCAUAGUGGUUCUCCAUUUGAAUUUUUGGAGAAUUUUCAUGGUGAUUAUGAAAUAGCAUUGUUAGCUGCCAAACAAUAUGGAAUGGCAUUGGAGUUUGUUGCACCAAAGUUGAGAAAUAACAGAGAUAUCAUACGUGAAGCAGUGGAAAAUAAUGGAUGUGCACUACAAUUUGUCCCUGAACAAUUAAAAGAUAGAAGCUUAGUAUGGAGUGCUUUAGAUUCAUAUUGCAAGUUUGAAUUUGUACCAAAAGAAAUGGAGAAUGAUAGAGAAAUUUUACUUAAAGCUGCCUUACAUUCAAAUUUGAGCAGAAUUCCAGACUUAUUUCACAGUGACAGAGAAUUCGUUCUUGAACUUGUAAAGAGAGAUGGAUGUUUAUUACAACAUCUUCCAAUAGAGUACCAACAGGAUAGAUUAUUUGUAUUGGAAGCUGUAAAACGGAACCCUUUUUAUUUAGCUGAGGCAAGUGAUGAAUUUAGAGGUGACAGGGAAAUUGCUUUGAUUGCUUUUCGGAAAAAUCCGGAUGUAUUUCAAUAUAUUUCAAAUAACUUGAAAAAUGAUAGAGAUUUCAUAUCAAGCUUGAUAUUGAAUGGAUAUGACCUGUAUAGAUUACAACGGUUUGGUGUUGCACUAGCCAACGAUCGAGAUUUCAUUUUGAGUGCGAUGGAUAAUUGGCUUGACUUUUCAAAUUUUAUGGAUAUGGAAAAUACUUACAGGUCAGACCUGGAAUUAUGUAAAAAACUUAUCAAACUAUAUCCUGAUUGCAUACGUUAUACACUAUGUGAAGAACUGAAACAUAACAAAGAAUUAGUAAUGAGCUUAUUACCUCAUAGUUUGGAAAUACUUGAAGACAUACCAGACGAGCUGAAGAAUGACAGAGAAUUUAUUCAAUACGCAUUACGGUUGCAUGACAAGUCAUUACAGUAUGCGUCGGACGAGCUGAAGAAUGAUAGAAGUUUGGUAAUGGAAGCCAUAAAAUACGAUAGCAAUAACUUUAUCUUUGCUUCUGACGAAUUGAAAAAUGACAGACAAAUUGUAGACUAUAUUAUUCUUCAAAAUGCAUCUUUAAUUGAAUUUGCCUCCAAGUCCAUUAGAAAUGAAAGAGAAAUUGUAUUGAAAGCUAUCAAAAAUUCAUUUACUGAUAUUUCUCAAUUUUUAGGUUAUGAAAUUAUGGAAGAAAGAGAAAUAGUCUUGGAGUGUGCUAAAAGGUUUGGAGGUUUGGAGCAUCUUAUAACCGAGUUUAGAAAUGAUAGAGAAAUUGUUCGACAUGUUAUUCAAAAUAAUAAGGGUGAACAGCUUACUUAUGCAUCUGAACAUUUACGCAAGGAUCGAGAAAUGGAGCUAAUUGCAGUAAGGAAUGGGCUGAGUUUGAAGUAUGUCCAUAACAAAAUAGACAGGGAAAUUGUAUAUGCUGCCGUAAAUCACUAUGAAAGAAACGUUAAAUAUAUACCAGAUGAAUUCAUGAAUGAUGAGGAAAUUAUCUUACUAUCUGCUAAUUAUCGUAAUUGUUUAGAUUACACUGGAGAACAAUUGAAAUCAAAUAAGGAAUUUAUUAGAAAAUUGAUUUCAAAAAAUGGUUGUUUAUUAUCAGAUGUAGCAAGUGAGCUGAAGGAUGAUAAAGAAGUUGUGAUGGAUGCUGUGACUUCAAAUGGCUUAUCACUACAGUUUGCUUCACAAUCAAUGAAAGAGGAUAAGGAAAUUGUUUUGUCAGCUGUAAAAUCCGAUGGACAAGCUCUGUCCCACGCCCCUGAUCAUUUUAAAAAUGAUAGAGAAAUGAUAAUUUCUGCAGUUGAUCAUGGGUUUGCGGAAUUUGAUCAUGAUUACACUGCAGAUAGAGAAAUAGCACUAAAGGUAGUGAAUAGGGAUAUUUUUUAUUUCGAAUACACAAAGGAACUGAGAAUGGAUAGAGAUUUCAUAUUACAAAUAGAAAAUCCAAAUUUCUCCCUUUUAUCAAUUUCCCCUAAAUUAAGAAAUGAUAGAGAAAUAGCUUUUAAGGCGUUGGACAUGGAUGGGAAUGCUUUAUUGUACGUCUCUGACGAGUUGAAGAAUGAAUUUAAAAACGAUCGAGAAGUAUUGUUAAGAGCAAUUGGAACUAAUCAAAUAGCAUUUGUUUGUGCCUCAGUUGAGUUGCAAAAUGAUGAAAAGUUUGUAUUAGAUUCGGUCUCAGUGAAUGGAAUGGUAUUGAGAUAUUUACCACUCAAAUUCAAGGAUAAUAGACAAGUUAUUUUGAAAGCUGUUCAAAAUAAUGGUUGGGCACUCUUUUACGCACCAUCAGAAUUACUUCAGGAUAGAGAAAUAGUAAUGAAUGCCAUAAAGAAUACUGGUACUUCAUUGGAAUAUGCUCCUUUCGAAUUUAGAAACGAUAAGGAAAUUGUUUUAGAGGCAAUUAAAACCAAUGUGGAAUCUUUACAAUCGGCUUCAUAUGAAUUACGGAAUGAUGAGGAAUUUAUUUCACAAGCUAUGGAUAUUGAUAUUGAAUCUCUUCAAUAUGCCAAUUAUUCACUGAGAUAUAAUAUUGAUUUUCUUACAAGAAUGAAUAAGGAAAAUAGGAUUAUUCAAGGAGCAUCAGAACAGUUACAAAAAGUUAUUGACAUGAAUGGAUUACUACAACAAUUCAAGCAGGAGACAACUAGCAAAAUCUACAACUUCAAUCCCAUUACUUUAUGGACAAUUUCAAUUUUAUUAGUGGCUUUAUGUUGUGGAAUCAAAUUAUAUAAUAUUUGA
Naegleria gruberi is the source of this 3147-nucleotide messenger RNA. RefSeq lists its product as uncharacterized. The coding region runs from base 1 to 3147 and encodes 1048 amino acids. The transcript has a single exon. NCBI's taxonomy places the organism in Eukaryota, Heterolobosea, Eutetramitea, Acrasida, Naegleriidae. The record is from RefSeq and is a predicted model, not a curated record.